Molecule: messenger RNA, 2809 nt
Organism: Saccoglossus kowalevskii
Lineage: Eukaryota; Metazoa; Hemichordata; Enteropneusta; Harrimaniidae
Product: protein SSUH2 homolog
Source: RefSeq, a predicted model, not a curated record
AUGCAUGUGCGCUCCCCAAUAUGUGAGGGAGGCAUCUGUUUCCAGAGUCAUAGCCGUGGCGAGUUGGAGCCAUGCAAAACUCGAAGGGGACCACCCUGCACUCGACUACUUGGCCCAGCUGGGCGAAUCGAGGGAGUCGCUGCGGGUGCUGGUGCCAGGGGGAUGGAGAUUGCAGGGGAAUCUUGUAACCGUGUAUCGCCAUCUGGAGAGUCCAAGGAUCGGUCAUGCUCUGCCUUCAAACCAGAAUACACCGACACAAUCAGUGCAACAGAUGUGUGGGUUUGGCGGUUCCACAUCAGGGGUGAUCUCUCCUCUGUCGAGAACAACUCCACGUCUUUCAGUUCCAGUGUCAAGCAAAAAGUAACUCCGGACCCCCCGAGGGGUUAUGAUGAUUUAUUACGUGAGGAAUGCGUAUUGAUCCGACCACCCACAACUCCAAGACCGUCACCUCCACCGGAUGUAGUCGAACAAAAACACGUAGUGGGUGAUGGUCAUUUAACAAAAGAAGAAGCUAAACAAUGGAUUUUAUGUUUAGCGUACGAUGACAGGUAUCCAGAACAUGUUCUAAAACAUCUGAAAGUCAAUUAUGUGUCUACAUCUUACUCCAAGUUACACUACAAGCUAUAUUUAUUUUGUGAAGUACGGAUUGUCAGAUGGAGGCGCUCUCCGCACCGAGGUGGACCCGUGGACGAUGGUAGCAAUGGUCAAGUACCGUUACCAUGGGAAAUCCCCGUGCGUCCUGUUAAGGAAUUCACAGAGCACACCAAGACCGUCUACGUGCCCCAUUCUGCGUUAGUACGUGCGUGUGAAUAUUGUGUCGGUAAAGGCAACGAGAAUCUAGGUUAUGAAACUAUCCGUACGGCCAGUCCUGUUCUUUCGAUAGACGAAGAUAACAUUAAAACAACUGCGAAGAGAUUUGCUGACAGGCACUUGAUUGAUUAUCACAAUGAACGAGUCUUGCAACAGAGGGUACGAGUGGCUCCCGUAUUUGACGUUGAAUGGACUUACAGGAACAAAAAGGGAAAUGUAUGGUUGUAUGGAGAUUUUCUGAAAGCCGAAUCAACUGACCUAUCUAGUAUAAAAUCACGGUCUUCGUCGGCACGGAAAACUCCCCAAGGACGACUAAAAGGAUUAUUGCUAUUCUUUUCCAUUUCCCUUCUACCAAAGUUCAGAGUUGAGCAUCCGUCGUUUGCUUCGAAUUUGCAAAGUAACAAUCUUACAAUCUUCGGCAUGGACGUACAAACCAAGAUGAAAAUGGCACUACUACCCAGGUAUUAUAUACUAAUGUCGAUUUACCUUACACUAAUGUGUUAUUUACAUUCAAAAUAUAUGCUUGCCUCUGGACCGAAACAAAACCAUAAGAGCGAAUGGAUCAUUAAAAAGAUUGCGGGUCGUGAUGAAAACACCAAUGCAUCAAACACUGCACAUGAAAGUGAAACUGAUGAUGCAAUAACAAAUGUGGUGAACAUUACAGAGAGUACACGUGGCAAAGGAGAGAAUUUAGUUGUGCUGUUAGAUUCUGUUGACUCCGAUUUUGUCCAAGUAACUUGUAAAUCUGUCACAUCGAAUAGGGUAGCUGAAUAUACGAAUUUGCUUGCACAUGUACAUCCAAGAAAUUCCUUUAAACGCAACUUUCAUCGUGUUCCGUCUAGUCUGUCGAAGACCAACGUUGUCAUGCUAGGAUUUGAUUCAACCUCGUCGAUGAGCGUUUUGCGGCUGCUUCCAAAAUCAUACUCAUUUUUAAUAAACACUAUGAAAUCGUUCGUAUUGCAUAAAUAUAACAUUCUUGGUGAUGGCACAGUAUCUGCCUUUUUUCCAUGGUUACUGGGAAAACCGUAUACUGGAAAAGAUGAAAUUUGUGAUAUGUCUGACACAUUAGACAAUUGUCCAUUUAUUUGGAAUAGGUUUAACAGCAGCGGAUAUGUCACGAUGUAUGCCGAAGAUUCACCAACUAUAAAUGUUUUCUCUCACUACUUUAAAGGAUUCAGGGAUCAGCCAACCAGCCAUUACAUGCAACCAUUUUGGUUAAAAACAUCGUCUGUUUCAUUCUGUAUUGGUAAUAAACCACAACACCAAAUAUUAUUCGAUUAUUUGCACAAUUUCCAAAACACCUACAAAAAUGUACCCCAUUUUGCUUUCACUUUCCUCAACAAAAUAUCACAUGAUAGUAUAAGUACGCUCCAGUGGGCUGAUGACGAUUUACUCGCCUAUCUAACAGCAGUAUAUUAUAAAGGAUUAUUCGAUAAUACCAUUUUUAUCCUCAUGUCUGAUCACGGAUCACGGUUUUCGUCGGUACGGAAAACUCCUCAAGGACGACAAGAAGAACUAUUGCCAUUCUUUUCCAUUUUCCUUCCGCCAAAACUCAGAGUUGAGCAUCCGUCGCGAGGCAUUAGUCUAUUCGAUACAAUCCCUCAUAACCGAAGCUGCCGUGAUGCUGGUAUUCCACCACAUUAUUGUUCCUGCUUACCAUGGCAACCAGCUACAAAAGAUGAGAUGGAAAGUAUGAAGGUCCUAAUGAUACAAGUUCUAAACAGCGGAAGUAUCAAGUAUCGACAUCUCUGUGAUGAGCUGAAACUUCAUAAAAUGCAUUCUGCCAAUACGUCAAUGUUUACUAAGCAGGAUUCCGAUAAAGACACGCACAGUAAUGGAAUAAAAAAGAACAGAAUUAAGCUUUAUCGAAGCGUUAUUGAAACCGUUCCUGGGCAUGGUAUAUACGACAUUACCGUUCCUGUAGGGAUUGAUGUGAAAAACAUAGAUCCUAGUUAUCCUCUGGUUGGAAUAAGCACUCUUCAUCAGCAUGGACGUACAA